GUAGGGACGUCUUAUUUGACAUAUUUCACAGAAGAUCUGACACUUUAAUAUAGGCAGGUACAUUUUGUAUUUUACUAGACAAGAAUAUCUGCAAUGGAUUUUAGAGCAUUUACACAAACGCAUGUAUAUGAAAAGCAAUCAGCCCCAAAAGAAAAGGACAAAUCCAGCAUCCAGUGCCUUGAGUGCUAUGACCGAAAUGUGUAUAUUGGUACCAAAGAUGCAACAGUCCAGCAUCUCAUGCUUCCCAGUAGCACAAAUGGAGACCAGAGUCCUGGCCAGAGCAAAACUAGAGAAGGUAGGACAAGAAAACUUGGCUCAAACAACCCAAUAACCCAACUGAGGGUAGUUCCACUUUUCAACCAUCUGCUGGUUCUGUGGGACCGCAGCGUUACUGCCCUCAACAUGUUCUCCCUAGAGCCCGUUCCAGGCCUAAAGAAGAUCCAGCAUGUGUCUUUGUUUGAGGUGAGCGACUCAUUGCUCGCAGCCCAGGUAGCAUGUGUCGAGAUGGUGACUUCCUCCAGCCGCAGGAAGGUGAUCCGGAUCCACGUGGUGGGAGUGGACAGGUGGGACGUCGUAAAGGAAGUCCCUCUGCUCCACGACCCUGUGGCCUUAGCAGUAGAUGGUGCCAGUGUGUGUGUAGCUACCAGCGACAGGUAUCUCCUCUGUGAUAUUCGGACUGGGAGCAGCGAGGAGCUUUUCCCUCACAGUCACAGCAGGCAGCGUGUCUUCGUUAUCUCUGUGGGACGAGGGGAAUUCCUCCUGAACGGGCCUGAAUCUUUGGGCAUGUUUGUGAUGAAGACAGGGAUAUGCCAGCGCCCUCCCCUUCAGUGGCCUCAGGAGGUGCUGGCAGCCAGAGUGUGUUUCCCUUACAUCCUAACCCUGCAGCCCCAAGUUCUGUCAGUCUACAGCAUGGUUGAUCAGCAGCGCAAACAGACAGUGAGUCUCAGCGGAGCAAAGGGUCUGCUUUCCACAUCAGAUGGUGUGUUAGUGUUCACAGAGAGAGACAUUUUCAGCCUGCGCCUGGUGCCAAUGGAAGAGCAGAUCCAGGCACUUGUCAGGCACGAGAGGGUCGAGGAGGCCUUGUUGCUGCUGGAUGGAGUUCAAGGCCGUCGUCCACUUGACUCUUACAAGGAGCUGCAGAAUGCCAUCACUUGCCUGGCUGGAUUUGUUCAUUUUUGCCAGGAGGGUUUUUCGGAGGCCAAAGAUCUAUUCAUCACAGGUGAGCUCGACCCUAGAGAAAUCAUCCGCCUCUACCCUGACAUGCAGUCGUGUCUCAGCGAGGACUUUCAAUCCCAGCUUGAUCAAGUGAACAAGGGAAGAGAUCUCCAGGUGCUCUGCCAGGAAGACAGGAACACAUUUCAUCAUUACCUGGCCUUCCUGGGAGAUUUUCUCAGAGCAGUUAAGGGGACGGAGCAAGGACUGAAGUGCAGUACGGAGGUGGACUGCGCCCUCCUGAGGCUGUAUGUGGAACUGGGAGACACUGAAAAUCUGCAGCAGCUUGUGGCAUUUCCCAAUGAGUGCAGGCUGGACCAUUGUGUUCCUGUUUUGGAGCAACACAACAGAUUGUUUGCAUUAGGGUCCCUCUAUCAAUGCCAUGGGAAUCUAUUGGAUGCAAUUAAGACUUGGGUGAAAAUUGCAGAUGGCUUCCACAAAGACCCUUCUUGCUCAGAUGUAUAUGGACACAUAGUGUGGACUCUCAGUCAACUGCAAGAUGAAGAUGCUGUGUGGAAAUUUGCAGACUGGACUCUUCAAAAAAACCAGGAGAUAGGUGUGCAGAUUUUCAUCAAGCGUCCACCAGAUGAUCGAUUUGAGACACAAGACGUCCUUGCCCUCUUGGAGAAGUACCCACAGGCGUUGCUUUUGUAUCUUGAGUUCCUAAUCUAUGAUUUGAACAGUGAGGAGGAGAGACAUCACACCUGUCUGGCCCUGGCAUAUGUUACUCAGAUGCUGCGAAAUGAAGAGGAAGCAGAUUUGAGGAAGACCAGAGGGAAGUUGCAGCAGCUGCUCUGGGAAUCCAAAUUCUAUGACGUCUCCACUGUAUAUGAGAGAGUCAAGUCAGCAAACCUGCACAUGGAGAAAGCCAUUCUCCUCGGUCGGGCUGGUGAACACUCUCAGGCACUGCAGGUGCUUGUUCACCAGGAAGUAGACUUCCAGGCUGCAGAGGCCUACUGCUGCAGGGCUGCCCAAGGUCGGGACUCACAGUUCAGGCAGACCCUGUUGCUCACUCUGCUCCAAAUCUACCUGAGCUCAGAGGAACUCACCAGCGCUGCCGUGGAUCUGCUCAACAACAACCCUCGGGUAUUUGCGGCAGAGAAGAUCAUCCAGCUCCUGCCUGAUUCCUGGUCUAUUCAACUGGUUUCCCAGUUCUUAGUCGGGUCCCUCAGAGAGACCUUCCACCAGAGGCGAAUGUCGAGGCUGCAAAAAGCUCUGGGUCAGGUGGAGCUCAUGCGGCACAAGGUCAUUUGGAUGCAGGCCUCAAAAACAACCUUCAGACUGGACAGAGGGAAGAAGUGUAAGGUUUGUCAGCGAGACCUUGCAGAGCCACAGUUUGCCUGUAACCUCCACGGUGACCUGAUGCACACAAGCUGCACCGGCUUUUCAUCACCGUAAAGACACAGAUAUAGCAAUCUAUCGUCUGCUUAUGCAAGUAAGUGCAUAUCUGCACUCUUGGGAAUCACAUUCAUCUCUAGCUGGAUAAUUAUCUGCCUCCUACCCGAUCAUUUUUCUAGAUUACACUGUCAUCUGUACAAACUCUGUACAAGGAUUCAAUUCAUGGACCUUAGACCAGGCACUUUCUCUGAUAAGAAAAAAGAAAAUACAUCUUGUAAAUCACUGGUUUCAAAAAUGCAAAAGAGCAAGCUGUGCACUUUUUAUAGGGCGGCAUGUCUGAGCCAUUUCCUAAAGACAUUGUAGACAGAUAUAGCCAUAAAGUGGACACUCAGGGACAUAUAUUCACUGAUCAGAGAGUGGUGUUUAACAUGGAAACCACCCGUGGUCAACCUGAUGACCAGAGGGAAUUGAACCAUCCUCCAUGGCUGUAUAUAUGCAUCAUGGUUUCCACUGACUGUGUAUAUUUGUCUGCAUAGAGCUAGAAAAAGAAAGUCAACAACUGAGAGGCUGCACAUGAAAGACUUUUUUUUAUUCCGCUCCUGCAUUAAUAUACGUUUAUGACCCAAAAAAUAAAAUCACAAUUACAGGUUUAAAAAUGAAACGCAAACAAGUCGAGGAAGCGCAGAGUUUUAGGUCACUUACGUUAAUUUCACAAGCGACCAAAUGAUAUGUCUGUGCUGUGUAUGGAACAUGAAAUCAGAUUCAAUUUGAACCAACAGCAUCCCUAUAUCAUUAGUGAACAUGACAGAUGUGUCCCUCCAAAUAAUAACACACAAACUCCCAGUAUGUCCACAUGCACAGUAUGGAAACCUUUUAUAUAAACUUAAACACAUAUCAUUAAGUUAGAUGCUAUUCAAGAUGUAUUUGUCUAUUUUAGUUGUAAUUUAGUCAUUAAGGCUGACCAUAACUGAGCAUUUAGGGACAGGAGGUAAGGAGACGCCUAAGGGAGCUGGAAUAGUUACUUGUGCACUUGGCUGGACUGCUUGAAAGUUUUUGGUGAAUGUUUUUGGCCUGGCGUGAGUGACUAAUUAAAGUGGAGAUAAUAGUGAAUUAUGAGCAUGUUGGAAGGGAUUAUCUCUUUGUGAUGCCCUUGCCAAGAUUUCUUCAGUUUUUCUCUCCUAAUGAGGUUUCUGUGGGACUUUUUCAUUGUUCUCACUGAGGGUCUGAGAUUUGUGUUCAUUUAAUGUGGGUGUUGUGAAACCCUUUCAGAGUGUAACGAGGGCUUACAAGAACACACUUGAUUUAAGCUUUGACUUUCUCACUCGGAGUGUAUAAAUGUAACCUCUGACUCAUAUAAAUAAACUGACUCAUAACCCAGAAAACAAGAGAAAACCACUCAUCUAGCUUUUCUCUUUUAUGUGGUUGCAGGAAGAAUUGCCACGU
Cottoperca gobio is the source of this 3993-nucleotide messenger RNA. RefSeq names its product transforming growth factor-beta receptor-associated protein 1. Gene Ontology annotation, biological process: endosomal vesicle fusion; vesicle-mediated transport; autophagy. The record is from RefSeq and is a predicted model, not a curated record. Gene Ontology annotation, cellular component: cytoplasm; membrane. NCBI's taxonomy places the organism in Eukaryota, Metazoa, Chordata, Actinopteri, Perciformes, Bovichtidae.